AAAAGAAUGAAGCAACGGAGACACGGAGUAAAGCUAGGCAGCAAUCCGCAUCCCCUGACCGCCGAAUCGACAAAGCCGUUCAAUCGCUGCCGAGUCGCCGGCCACUUCAGGUCCCAAGCGACGUCCAGCAGUCCUUGUAGCCGUGUAGUCGGUGUAGGUCCGCCACUCGCCACUCGCCACCGCACGUCCGCACCUGGCAAUCCGGCACCUCCGCACCACGACUGGCUGACUGCGCCUCCAGGGUCUCCAUUUUCUCAAGACCGACCUUGCAGAGAGAGGGUUUAGAACAGAACAAUGGGGAAAAUAUCAUAUAUGAAGCUCAAGGGGAGCCAGAAUCUAAGACUACGACUGCUGCUGUCCACGCUCUCCUCAACUCCGAUUCUCAUCGAGGACAUACGCGCUGAUGCCACAUGGCCUGGACUCCGCCAACAUGAAGUGUCCUUCCUCCGCCUCCUCGAGAAAGUCUGUGAUGACUGCAAGGUUGAAAUAAAUGAAACUGGCACAAAGUUGAGGUACAGACCGGGGAUAGUGAUGGGUGGCAAGAAUUUAACUCAUGAUUGUGGUGUUAGUCGUUCCAUUGGAUACUUUAUGGAGCCGCUGAUUGUUCUUGGCUUGUUUGGAAAGAAGCCUCUUUGUAUAAGGCUUAAAGGGAUAACAAAUGACCCUAAGGAUCCAUCUGUUGAUACCUUUAGAUCAACUACCUUGCCUAUUUUGAAGCAGUUUGGAGUUCCUUCAGAAGGAUUGGGACUGAAAGUGGAAAGCAGAGGAGUUGCUCCUAAUGGGGGUGGAGAAGUAAUUUUGUCAGUCCCCAUUGUUCAGGACAGUUUAAAAGCAGUCAUAUGGACUGAUGAGGGAUUGGUGAAGAGAAUACGAGGUGUUUCCUUUUCUGCCAGAGUGUCUGUGCAGUUCGAAAAUACCAUGAUACAUGCAGCUCGCGGUGUAUUGAAUCCGCUACUUGCUGACAUUCAUAUAUUCACCGACCAUAAAGCUGGUCCACAGGCUGGAGGGUCACCUGGCUAUGGUAUUUCUCUUGUUGCAGAAACCACUGCUGGUUGCUUCAUCUCAGCUGACACUGCAGUAUCUUAUGCAAGAGGUGAAGAAGAUACUGACAUCGGAGAUUAUAAAGAUAGCCCUGAGUUAACCCCUCCUGUGGAUGUUGGCGAGCAAAUUGCUUCUGCGCUACUGAAUGAGAUUGAACAAGGAGGUGUAGUAGAUUCCACGCACCAGGGUCUGCUGUUUCUUCUUUGUGCCAUGUGCCCACAAGAUGUUUCUAAAGUUCGUGUUGGUAAACUUUCGCCUUAUGCAAUAGAGGCUUUGCGGCACAUCAAAGAUUUCUUGGGGGUUAAAUUUGUUAUUAACCCUGAUUCAGCAUCUGGGACUGUCAUACUUAAGUGUGUUGGAUCUGGAUUGAAGAAUAUCUCUAGGAAGUUAUCGUGAUGACCAAUACCAUUCAUCCAUGCUCAAAUGAUUUUGUAUUCCUGAAAAACGAAGGCACUAUUGUGAAGGCCAGACUAGGCUUCAAUGUGUAAGAGUAUCCAAUUUUGUAGCAUUGCAUAUUUGCAUAGUCCUAGCUACGUUUUAAAGUCAAGCCAAUGAUAUUAUUCCCUUUUUUCAGUCUCAAAUUUGACUUGCGUGUUAAUUAAUCAUCUCUGUGGACAAGAAUUUAUUUCAUUUUCUGGCUCAGUAAAAAGCUGUAAUGUUCUUUUUCAGCAUUAAUUAUCGCAAGUAUUGUAAAACAAAAACUUAUUUUACCAAGUUUUUGUACUAUGCGAUAAAAAGCAAAUAAUCAUAUAUGCUAAAUGGUGUUAUUGCCUCCGAAAUGAUAAUGUACGACCUUUGUCAUGGAUUGAAAUUUUCGUGUAGAUUGCGU
This is a messenger RNA of Cuscuta epithymum, 1870 nucleotides long. The record is from the annotation of a GenBank genome assembly. Lineage: Eukaryota; Viridiplantae; Streptophyta; Magnoliopsida; Solanales; Convolvulaceae.